AGUCGGUGAUCAUGUGACGACAACACGCAGUAAACCAUCGAGCCUUCAGUUGGCCAAGUGCUGCAAGUGGUGCUAAAGCGAGGACAACACAUCAGAACGGGUUCUUUAUGGGGAACUCCUGUCGUCUGAUGCUUUCGGUAUUUUAGAAGUCUUUAAGAUACCAUCAGACCAUUGGGCCUGGCUUCCAGGGGACUGUAUGAAGACAUCGGGCUGAAGCACCGCAGCCAGCGAGCCGCGGAUCUCUCACACAGCCCGAGCUGACGUCGGCAGAGACCGCUGCAUGUUCUAGGAGAGGCCGAUGGCUGAUGGCUCUGAAGAUGGGGAAGCCCCAUGACCCGAAACACUCGGUGUGGCAUCACAUGUGAGGAUUCAUUUCUCUGAAUUGGGUCGAUCUGGGCAAGCAGCCCCCACAGGUCCACAAACCCUAUAUACACUUUGCACAAUGGAUGCUGUGCUGAAGUCAGAGAUCAGAGAGGAGGGGAGUGGCACCUCGGUAACGGUGGAGGGCCUCUCUAAGGCAGCACUAAUUAAAAGCCUCACUCCGAGGGUCAUGCUGUCAAACCAUCUUUUGCCCAAAGGGACCAAGAUGAAGGUGAACCUGGAGGACCAGGGUCGCCAAAAAGUGUCCUUCAGCUUCUCUCAGACGAAGAAGCCACCCCCAAGUGUGUUCUUCGUCUCACCGAGCCCCGAGAAGUCUCUAGCUGAAUCUUCUUCUGCCUUGACACUUGAAUCCUCGCCCCCUCAAGACAGAACUUUGCAGAUUUCAGAGAGCGUAAUGGAACUGCAGUCAAGUACGGUGCCAACAUCAACAGCUGAGCCCCCUUCUCCUCCAAUGUCAGUUCCCUCACCCCCUAAACCCAAAAUGGACCUAGGAAAGAUUCACUUCAAGAAGCAGAUUCUCAGCAUCUCUGUAACUGAGGAGAAAACAAUGCCUAGCAAUGUGCCACAGGAGCCUAUUACCCCAGAACAACCAGUUAUAAUGCAAUCUUUGCAAAGCAGGGCAGAAGUGUCCUCACCCCAACUUAAGACUAUGAGCAUAGACAUGAGCAUUGAAUGCUUCUCUGAGAAUGUACAAACGGAAGCCUCUGUGAUAAGGGUACCUCCUAGCCCCAAUAAGCCUAUAGAAUCUUUUGGAAAGGAUGGUGAGACUUCCAUUAUCAUUAAGAAGGAUGAUGGGGUACCCAAAAGGAAAACCAGGUCUCAAUCUGAAAGGGCUCCUGCAGGCUCAGAAUCAGAUGGCGAUGGCGCCAAAAUGUCUUCCAGCCACAAGAUAAUUGAACCCUCAUUUAAAACAAAAUCUGACAGUAGAAGCAAGGAAGAGAAAAAGUCUUCCUCUGGGUCAAAUAUGGGUGAAAAGGAAAGUUCCUCGAAACGCUCAGAGAACCACGAAGGCUCCUCAAGUUACUCCAAAUCAGAGCGUGACUCAAGGCACGCAUCAUCUCGGUCCUCCCGUUCAGAGAAGGAGCGCAGGAGGUCCAGGACUAAAUCAAGGUCAAGAUCCAGAGCAUCCAGGACAAGUUCAUCCCACUCACGAACUGAUCGAUCUAGAUGUGAUAGAGUAUCGAGAGCUGAUAGAUCAUACUAUCAUGAUUCUGAUCGCAGGUCACACAGGAGCCCACCGAGGAGAGAGAGGAGAUCCUCUCGAUCCCGCACUGACAGAAGUAGGGAUAGCUCAGACUCGGAUGAUGAUCACAGUAGGAAUCGAAACAGGAUAAAUGACUCUAGUAGAUCAUCUCUUCAUGCCAGCUUGCAAAAAGACUCAAAAUCAUCGUCAUCAUCAUCAUCUCACUCAAAAUCUGAGAAGGAUGCAAAAUAUGUAGAUUUUUCUCAGUCUGCAGAGACUGACAAAAAAUCUAGGUCUGUGAGGAGCGGAAAGAGAACCUCGGACUCUGAACCCCACUGUAAGCGCUCUCCUGAAGUGGACUCCAACCACCGGAAACCUGCCACGCAUCACAAAUCCCAGAGUAGUGCUAAAUCAACCUAUUUUAGUCAGUCUCAGACUUCUGAAAGAAGACGCCAGAAAAGCCCGUCCAGUGACUUUGAUGCAGAUCAGAAAGGGAAGACCCGCAUCUCUGACAGGAGCUCAGGCACUGAAAGUUCCUGUUUAACCUCCCAGAAGAUCGGUCAACAGGAGUCGAAAGACCCUUCCAGGUCCAAAUCAAAAAUGGCAGUAAUUGAUAGAAAAUCAAAAGAUACAUUUCACAGCCUUAAUAGGAUACAAACACUUCCAAGCACCACAGAAUCCUACUCCUUUAAUGAAAAAGAGUUGAGUGAUGCAUGUCAGGCAAAGGAACAAUAUAACAAGAGCUCAAAGGACAUAAUGUCCUUUCAGAAGGAUUUACCGGAACCAUCCUCCCAACAAUUGCAAGCAGUUUGUGUUGAAAUGGAAUUUCCUUCAAAUGAUGGUCGGACUAGUGCUAACCAAUGUGCCAUGGAUAUUGGUAAAGAAAGUCACAGUACUAACCAUGUACUGCAUGUGGACUCUAAUGCGAUUACCUCAAAUUCCUGCAGUAAUAAUAAUUCAUCAAUUGGGACAGCACUUGUUGCAGAAGACCUGCAACAGGGUGCCAUCUCGGAGGAUGUACAGCCAAAAAAAUAUGUCUCCAUCAACCUACAACCUGCUACAGGUUUGCCUGAAAUUUCACAUCUGAAGGCUGAAAAUCAGUUGUUACCUACAAGUGAACGACAACACCAAGAUCCACUUAAGAAGACCAGAAGUAGUGCAAAAAAGUCUCGCUGGGAUAUUGUUGGACAGGACACAUCUGACAGUGAUAAUUCUCAGAGGUUACCAUCUGCAGAUAAUAAACCUAGUGUUAAAAAGGUACCCUCUGUCAAUUUUUCUUCGAAGGAUGACAACCCGGAGGAGGGAGUUAAAAAGAAAGAAGGGACACAUUCCAUAGCGGCACAGAACCCAGACAGGACAAAGCAUGAUACUAUAUCUCAUAGCACAUCUUCUGCCAAGUGUUCCCUAAAAUACCAAAAUAAAAGAGAUACACGUCUCUCUGACUCAAAACAGUCUGUUGCUGAAAAACGGUGUGAGAAUCAUGAUACCUCAGAAAUAAAAAACACUACAAACGUGCAAAAUUUGCCCAGAAUUCUUGAAAGUCAUAACGCUCACAAGAGCACAUCAGUUAAUAGAGACUCUGUUCACGUUGGUGACUCUGGACUCAGCAAUGCCAGUGAGAGUGAUGAUUCUGAGUCUGACUCUGAUAGUGGACAGGCAAUCAAACGGUUAAGCUCUAUAGUUGUCAUACCCCAGCAAUCUUCCAUAGCGCUUGAUCCGCUGGAUAAUGGAGCCUCUUGCAGUCCAAUGAGUAGCUCAGAGGAGCAACAUAGGAAUGAGGUCAAUCACCACAAACGGGUUGCUGGUCAGGUCCCAACAGAAAUUGUUUUUCAACAGAGGCAUCCAAGUGUUGCCCCAGCAUGUGAGGAAGUAAUUGCCUCAGCUCAUGAAAUGAUCUGUCAGUCCCAGAGCAACAUGAUUGACAGCACAAGUCAGUCAGAGGGAUCAAACUCUGCCCAAAAAUACAAGGAUGCCUUUAAAUGUGUUGAAGAAAGGCUAACUACUGAACCAGCACUGAACCAGCCUGCUACCCACAGCAAUGAGAGUUUUCAUCCGCCUGAGCAUGGGCUUCCAUAUGCAAGUGGAAGGGAUGGACAAAUGCUCCCUCAAUACCACCAAGAGGACUUCUUGAGAAAUAACACUGUCAACAGCAACGGGGUAUUCCGCGUGGGUUGGGAUUUCUCUCAGUCGGAGCAGCCCAGCAGUACAUACCAGCAACCAGAUAGCAGUUAUGGGCCCCAGUUACUCAACCCCCAACAGACGGGAAUUCCUCCUUUAGGACUGGGAUACAGGCAGAGUAAUGCUUCCUGGACCCCUCUCCCUCCUAUCAUGCAGUCCAGCAGACCGCCCUACCUCCACAUGCCUCAACAAUAUCAGGACCCCCUGGGUCAAGUCCACCCUGAUUCUCUGACCAACGACCACGAGGAUGACGGUGACCGCAAAGCACCAUCUCAAAGUCAAACCUGCAAUGGGCCGAACACCUCAACCUUCGUUCAGGCUAAUGAGAUAAGCAGCAACAGCAGAGGCUCUGCCGUCUCAGAUCACCGCAGAGACUCGGAGGCACUCAGACCCCACAGAGGCAGAGGCCCGCCCAAAAAAAGGCGCCAAGAGAUAGAAUCAGACUCGGACAACGAGGCGGAACCUGGGCCCAUGAGCAAACGGGAGCGCCAUAGAGAUGGGGAAGUCACCAAAGAUGCUCCGGCAAAGGCUGAGUUGUCCCGCCCUUUACUUGACCUAAAAGACUUUCGAGAUUCUAAUAAAUGGAAGGAUUAUUCCAAAUCUAAAAAGAUGCCGCCUUACUUUGACCUGAUCGACGACAAUCUGUAUCUUACAGAAAGAAAGAAGAGCAAGUCUCAUCGUGACAUUAAGCGCAUGCAGUGCGAGUGCUCAGUCCUGUCCAGGGAGGAGCGCUCCCGAGGAGUGUUGGCUUGUGGCGAGGACUGCCUGAACAGACUGUUGAUGAUUGAGUGCUCAUCACGAUGUCUCAAUGGACACUACUGCUCUAAUCAACGCUUUCAGAUGAAGCAGCAUGCUGACUUUGAGGUUAUUCUCACAGAAGACAAGGGCUGGGGGCUUAGAGCAGCUAAAGAUUUAUCUGAAAACACUUUUGUCCUUGAGUACUGUGGUGAGGUUUUGGACCACAAGGAGUUCAAGAACAGGGUGAAGGAAUAUGCCCGCAACAAGAACAUCCACUACUACUUCAUGGCAUUAAAAAACAACGAGAUCAUUGAUGCAACGCUGAAAGGGAACUGCUCCCGCUUCAUGAACCACAGCUGUGAGCCUAACUGUGAGACCCAGAAGUGGACUGUAAACGGUCAACUCAGAGUGGGCUUCUUCACCACCAGAGCAGUGACCGCAGGAACAGAGCUCACCUUCGACUACCAGUUCCAGAGAUAUGGCAAAGAGGCCCAGAAGUGUUUCUGUGGCGCUCCCAGCUGCAGAGGCUUCCUGGGUGGGGAGAACCGGGUCAGUGUGCGAGCCGCCGCGGGGAAGAUGAAGAAGGAGCGCCCUCGAAAGAAGGACACCGUGAGCGCCCUCACCACGUUGGAUGAGGAGCUAGAGGCCCUGUUAGAGAACGGAGAGGGUCUGUCUGAUGAGAAGGAGGUGGUGUCUCUUUGUAGGCUGAUGGUCCGGGUGGAGACAACAGAGCAGAAACUCCUCUGUCUCAAGCUGAUUAGAGAUACUCAAAACCCAUCGUGCUUGAAGCAGUUUCUAGACCAUCACGGUUUGUCUCUGUUAUGGAUAUUCAUGGCAGAGCUGACUGAAGCCAAGGGCAACAGCUCAAACAUGAUCAAGCUUCAGUUUGAGAUAAUAAAGACCCUGUCCGUGCUGCCCAUUUCCACUAAAAACAUGUUGGAGGAGAGCAAAGUUCUGAGCUCCAUCCAGCGUUGGGCCCAGACCAACGCCCUCCCCCAGCCUGCGGAGAUGGACGGCUACUCCAGUGAGAACAACUCCCGAGCCCAGACCCCACUCAACACUCCCGACGGCUCCACCUCCAAACUAGGACCAGAGUUGGAGAGUGACACCCCAAAGCGGGCCGUGUACCGCAGACUCAAAAUCAUCAGUGAAAACAGCCUGGACAGCGCACUCUCUGACGCCAGUAAGGCAUCUGAUGGCAAGGAGGAUGAGGAAGAGGAGGAGGAGGAGGAUGAUGAUGAUGAAGAGGAAUUGGCGCAUGCUCCAUUGCCAGAGAGUAUGGAGAAGAAGGCAGAGCCUUUAAGUGAAGCUGGAUCUCCCAUCAAGGAAACAAUAGAAGAGCCAGUCUCCCUGAAUGGAGAGACUCAGAACGAGUCUGCCUCAAAUGAAAGUACACCACUUAAGCUGCAACAUGAAGAUGUCACAAAACAGGAAGAACAGGCGAAAACUGAAGAGAUGGAGAUAGAGGUUGAGACUAAGGAGGUUGCUGUGCAAGGGGAAGCAAUUGAUGGCUCUGCUGCAGUUGAGUCUCCAGAAAUAGCUGUUGACAAAGAUGUCAAAGGAUUGGAGGAACAGAUUGUUCACACGGAGGAGGAGAACGCAAAGAUGGAGGAAGAGCUAGAACUCCAAACAACCCAGUAUCACCAAGCAGACGUGACUGAAGCUCCAUUCUUAACUCAACAUGUCGCAGGCCAGGUAGAAAACACAGAGGCUGAGAACAUUGCAAGCAUUGAGGAGUGCCUAGAGGAUCCUAGUGCCUGUGCUACUGAUGUCCUUCCCAGCUCUGUGGCCCUAGAGGUAGGGGCUCCAUCCCAAGAGGUCAGUUUGGAGGUUCCAGAAGCCAGUUUGGAGGCUCCUGAAGCCGGCUUGGAGGUUAAAGAAGCCGGCUUGGAGGCUCCAGAAGCCGGCUUGGAGGCUCCAGAAGCCGGCUUGGAGGCUCCCGAAGCCGGCUUGGAGGCUCCCGAAGCCGGCUUGGAGGCUCCCGAAGCCGGCUUGGAGGCUCCCGAAGCCGGCUUGGAGGCUCCCGAAGCCGGCUCUGUGGCCCCAGAGGCCAGGCUACCAGCCUCAGAGGCUGUCUCUGAGUCUCGGGAAGCUAGUCUUCAAGCCCUUGCUUGCUCUGUGGCCCCAGAGUCCGGCUCUGUUGCCCCAGAGGCCAGCACCACUAAAGAGAGCACAGGGGCCCCCUUGGAGCCUUCACUAGCGGGCACAGGGGCCCCCUUGGAGCCUUCACUAGUGGGCACAGGGGCCCCCUUGGAGCCUUCACUAGUGGGCACUCCGUCUCAGGAUGAAGAGGAUGGGCCUUCGGAUGUGGAAAGUGAGAGAAGCCAGGCACCACAGCUUAGCAGUCUGGACAUUAGUGGCAUGGCGGCCAGACUCCUGGACAGCUGGAAAGAUCUUAAGGAGGUCUACAGGAUACCAAAGAAAAGCCAGGUGGAAAAGGAAACAAAUGAUCGCAGUCGAGAGCGAGACCCAGCUCUGACCCCACGCACAGCCUCUGGCAGCCGGGAGCGGGAACGGGAAAAAGACAGGGACAGAGACAGAGAUCGGGACCAUGACCGGGACAGAGAGCGAGACCGGGAUCGGGAGCGGGAUCGGGAUCGGGACCGGGAUCGGGACCGGGAUCGGGAUCGGGAGCGAGGCUCUGAAAAGACUCCACGGAGCAUGGAGCGGCGGAGGAGACGCUCCAGCUCCCCUCUGUCCUCCCCUUAUGAGAGGAGCAGACGAACAGACGAACGGUUCGACCCUUCCUCCAACAGUAACAAGACUCCGCGGGCAGUUGGGAAGGAGCGCAACAAGCUGUCUACAGAGGAACGGCGAAAGCUAUUUGAGCAGGAGGUCGCUCAGCGAGAAGCCCAGAAACUUCAGCAGCAGCAGCUCCAGACUUUGGCCUUUGACCCAAACCUGCCCUACGUCUCUAGUCCUGGCUACAUCCACUACCCACCUGGGUACCCUUUACAGACCUAUGUAGACCCCACCAACCCCAAUGUGGGCAAAGUGUUGCUUCCCACCCCUCCGGUGGACGUGGUUGCCGGUACAUACGAAGAGACUCCGCCACAGCCUCUCAUCUCUGAGCUGGGCCAACCCCCUCCUCCCACCACCAACCAGGCACCUCCAGUCCCUCAGCACAUCACAAUCAACCCUGUAGAACUCAGUGCUGGCAACCCCCAGCAAUAUGCCCAACCCCCCAUGGUGACAGCCCAUGACCCAGGGGUGGCUGUCCUCUCUGUGCCUGCAGUGAGGGCAGCACCGGUGCCAGGCCAGCACCCAGGAAGCUACACCACCCUAUGGGACUCCUCCAUCCAGCAGGCGGUCACCGUGCAGACCCAGCCCACACAGCAGCAGUACGCCGUGGCUCCAAAUCAGGCUCAGACGCAGACGGCAAUCUACUAUCAGGGCCAGCCUUGCCAGACCAUCUACAGCAUCCCAAGCUAUCCCCAGGCCAACCCACCUGUCAUACAGGCAUACGCGGACCCUACUGCCGGCUACCUCCACGGCCCACCUGUGUACACGGGCCACCAGCAGGGGGUGGUGGUGCAGCAGGGAGGAACAGUCACCACCAUUGUCACGUCCCAGACAGUCCAGCCGGAGAUGAUUGUACCCAACAAUGUGAUAGACCUCCCUCCUCCUUCUCCACCCAAGCCCAAAACCAUCGUUCUACCUCCCAGCUGGAAAGUGGCGCGGGACCCUGAAGGAAAGAUCUACUACUACCAUAUCGCCACCAGGCAAACCCAGUGGGACCCCCCGACCUGGGACGGAAGCAGUGACAACACAAGCAUAGACCACGAGUCUGAAAUGGACCUGGGAACUCCUACCUACGAUGAGAACCCCUCUAAGUUCUCUACAAAGACUGCUGAGGCUGACACUUCCAGCGAGCUGGCCAAGAAGAGCAAAGAGACAUUCCGCAAAGAGAUAUCCCAGUUCAUUGUGCAGUGUCUGAAUCCGUACCGAAAGCCAGACUGUAAACUGGGACGCAUCAGCAACACGGAUGACUUCAAGCAUCUCGCUAGAAAGCUAACUCACGGCGUGAUGAACAAGGAGCUGAAGGCCUGCAAGAACCCGGAGGACCUGGAGUGCAACGAAGAAGUCAAACACAAGGCCAGGGAGUACAUCAAGAAGUACAUGCAUCGAUUUGGCUCAGUGUACAGGCCUAAAGAAGACACCGAGCUGGAGUAGUGUGUGUGUGCGUGUGUGUGUGUGUUUGUGUGUGCGUGUGUGAAGGAGGAUCGAGGCAACGGUCGCCGAAGCAGUUAUCAGGAACUGAAGUGGCGCCCAGAAAAAGCUCUUGGCCCAGCCUGGUGGCUCUGAUCAUGAGCCACAGCUGACCAGACUGAUGCCGCUCCAGGCCCAGCCUCCGCUAAAGGAUGAUGCAGUGGGUGCUACAGACUGUUCUCACGGUCAUGUUUGAUUUUAAACCCCGCCGCCCACCCCAUGUCUUGGCUCUUAACUUGUUCCCCCCCAAGUUGAUCACCUCAAUUCCACUUUUUUUAAAUACUCUUCUGGCCCGACCAGGAAGGUUUAGCUUAAGGACAACCAUGAUUUUAUUUUUUAAUUAGUAAAUCGCCCUUCAGUACUUUCCACUUUCCAUGGAUCAAUGUUGAAUAGAAAGGUUUGUGUGUUGUUUUUUUUUCUAUAUAGGAUUUUUUUUUUGUGUGCGCAUUUAGCCCUUUGCCAUUGACUCUGUUUCUGGUGCUGCUUUUAGCUGGGCUGUGGAACUCCGCUCUUCCGGACAUCCCCCCCCCUGCCUUCUGAAGGCGGUCCUCCUGACUCCUACAUCCCUCCUCCUACUCGGUAACCAUGUAGGAGCCAGAACCUGGUAACCAGUUCACCAGUGAACCGGUUCACACGUCAAAGCUGUCAAUCCCCAUAUGUGCUCAAAAGGUCCAGCAGGGAGGAAGAGGAGGGGGGUUCAGAUCAAUAUUUUUCAUAUGUACAUCGAUGAGUUUAUGUAAUAAAUCAGUUAAAGUGGGGUUAGGCGUAGGGCUGCAGCUAGGUUUUCAUUCAGACUACUCUUCAUCCUGUCCUGGUUUCCACCAGCUUAUUCUCGGCCCACUUUUGUCCUGGAACAGAAGUGAUGGAUGUAGCAUCAUAAUAUUAAUGUUUUUUUUAACUCACUAUUUUGACUCGCCUAUUCUGAUGCGCAUUACUGUGAGAUUCUCAAGGUUGCUAUUUGUUUUUUUUGUUUUUGUUUUUUAAGCAUGGGCUCAUUAAUCACUUACUUCGAUUUGCAUUAAACAAUGUUCCAACACAUGUAUAUUUCUUUAUAUGUGAAUAUAUAGAAAAGGUAGUUGACUUUGUGGUUGUUAUUUCAUCUGUAAAUAUCUGUAAUUACCAAACCACAGUAGUCAGGCCAGGGGGUGGGUCACUGUGAAGCCCUGCCCAGCCUCUCCAUUUGAACCCUCUUCUGCAGCAUCUCAUUACACCAUACUCACUUCACAGUCCUCUGUUUUAAAUCACUGGUAGGAGAGGUUGGGGGCCGGGGGGCAGGGGGGUAUUUAGCUUUGGUUGUUUUCUAUGUACAAAUGUUUCACCCUAAUCUUCUGUAAGUAUUGUGUAAGCACAUUCUCAUACUGAGUGUACAAACCUUUUAAAGAAUAAUAAAAACUUUUUUUGUAAACUAAA
Molecule: messenger RNA, 10099 nt
Organism: Gadus morhua (Atlantic cod)
Lineage: Eukaryota; Metazoa; Chordata; Actinopteri; Gadiformes; Gadidae
Gene: setd2
Product: SET domain containing 2, histone lysine methyltransferase
Exons: 22
Coding region: 443-8653 (2736 amino acids)
Biological process (GO): regulation of DNA-templated transcription
Cellular component (GO): chromosome; nucleus
Molecular function (GO): protein binding; histone H3K36 methyltransferase activity
Source: RefSeq, a predicted model, not a curated record